CACGCGCUGCUGCAAGCCUGGGAGUGAGAGCUGUUAGCUUUGUUCGUCCUAACGCUCCUGAAAAGGCAGUGAGGGCUGCAGGGGCCUUCCCUGAAGAGGAGGUCAUGUGAACUCAUGUACGUGGGAAAAAUGAAGCCUAAUUCAGAUUUCUAGUAUUGUUUUGCCUCUGUUGCUCUGAGGAUUACUGAUCAGUGAAAGACCUCGGGGCUGCAGAUCUGAGGAAUUGUACUGAAGAGGCAUGGGGGUUUGAGUUUCCUUUCGAUGGUUGCUGAUUAAGCCUGGCCAGUCCUUCUCCCUCGAGUGGAUGGUCCCAGGAGUCCUGACAAAGUCCUCUGAACUCUGUGACACCCAGCAGAGUGUCCCACAGCAGCCUCCUACCACUCGUGAGAGAGGCACACGGGGUGGGAAGGAGGAAGAGGCCCCCAUGGCCGCAGGCCCUGACGGUGGAAUCGACCUUGCUCACCAGGAUGUAAGCUGUGUGGGAACUGAAGUUCUCCCUGCUCUAUUCACUGCUAUAUCCCCAGUGCCUAGGAAAGUUUCUGGCCAAGUAGGUACUUCACAAAUGUCUUGAAUAAUGAAUGCUGUGAGAAUCUUAGGUCUCCGAACACCUCUGCUCUGUGUCUGAUCAAACAACUUGAAGGCUGCGUCUUCUCAAAAUCCUCAGAAUUCUGCAUCCGUGAGUGUCCUCAUCUGUAAAAUGCGAGAAAUAGAACUCCCCUCAGAGUGUUGUGAUAAAUCAGUGAGGGAUUGAGAUUGCUUUCGCACCAACCUGAAGACACAUGAAGGAGUAAGGAUGGGAACCAUUCUGUUUACUUCUACGAUUCGGACCUUCUGCGUAUGUUGGAUUUUGAACUCCCCUUCAUCAUUCAUACGCGGGAACCAAUGAUAAAAUCCCUGGAAUCACAAUGAGACAUCUCAGAAGCAUUCAUGUGCUUUGCGGUAUUGUCAUGUCAGUGCACGUCUGGGCUUCAGAGCUGCCGGAAGAAAGGGAGCUGACGACCAACCUCUCCAACCUGUUUCUCAGAAAGGUUCCUGCAGACUUGACCCCAACCACGACCACGCUGGAUUUAUCCUACAACCUCCUUUCUGAACUCCAGAGUCCAGAUUUUCGUUCUGUCUCCAAACUGAAAGUUUUGAUUCUGUGCCACAACUAUAUCCAAGAGCUGGAUAUCAAGACCUUUGAAUUUAACAAGGAGUUAAAAUACUUAGACCUGUCCUACAAUAUGCUGAAGACCGUGACUUGGCACUCCCUAGCAGGUCUCAGACAUUUAGAUCUUUCUUUCAAUGACUUUGGCACCAUGCCGAUCAGCGAGGAGAUUAGCAACAUGUCUCGCCUGGAAGUCUUAGGUUUGAGUGGGGCAGAAAUACAAAAAUCAGAUUUCCAGAAAAUUGCUCACUUGCACCUAACUACUAUGUUUUUAGGGUUGAGAACUCUGUCUCAUUACGAAGAAGGCAGCCUGCCCAUCUUAAAUACAACAAAACUUCACAUUGUUUUACCAGCGAACACAGAUUUCUGGGUUCUUUUGUGUGAUGGAAUCAAGACUUCAAAAAUAUUAGAAAUGACAAAUAUAGAUGGCAAGAGCCAAUUUGCAAGUUAUGAAACUCAAAAAAGUCUAACUUUAGAGAAUUCCAAGACAUCUACUCUGUUACUCAGUAACGUUGAUUUACUUUGGGAUGACCUUCUUUUCAUCUUCCAGUUUGUUUGGCAUACGUCAGUAGAAUAUUUCCAAAUUGAACACGUGACUUUUGGGGGUAUGGUUUACCUUGACCGCAAUUCAUUUGACUACUCAAACACUGCAAUGAGAGCUAUAAAAUUGGAGCAUAUACAUUUUAGAUUUUUUCAUAUUCCACAGGACAGUGUCUACUUGCUUUUUACCAAAAUGGACAUAGAAAACCUGACACUGUCAGAUGCACAGAUGCCUCACAUGCUGUUCCCUACUUAUCCUACAAGGUUCCAAUAUUUAAAUUUUGCCAAUAAUAUCUUAACAGAUGAACUAUUUAAAAACCCUAUCCAAUUGCCUCAUUUGAAGACUCUCAUUUUGAAGGGCAACAAAUUGGAAACACUGUCCUUAGUGAGCAGUUUUGCUAAGAACACAUCUUUGCAGUUCUUGGACCUGAGCCAAAAUCUGUUACAACAUGAAAAUAACGAAAAUUGUUUUUGGCCGGAAACCUUGAUCACCAUGAACCUGUCAUCCAACAAAUUUGUUGAUUCUGUUUUCGGGUGCUUGCCCACAAGUGUUCAAAUACUUGACCUGAAUAAUAACCAAAUUCAAACUGUCCCUAAAGAGAUUAUUCAUCUGCAGUCUUUGCAAGAGCUGAAUCUUGCAUUUAAUGUCCUAACCGAUCUCCCUGGGUGCAGUCAUUUCAAAAGACUCUCAGUUCUAAACAUUGAAAUGAACUUAAUUCUCAGUCCAUCUCCCGAUUUUUUUCAGAGCUGCCCGGGAGUUAAGACUCUAAAUGCAGGAGGAAAUCCAUUCCGGUGUACGUGUGAACUAAGAGAUUUCAUUCAGCUUGCAAAAUAUUCCAAGGGCAUGAUGGUUGGAUGGUCAGACUCAUACGUCUGUGAAUACCCUUUGAAUCUCAAGGGGACGCAGUUAAAGGAUGUCCACCUUCCCGAAUUAUCCUGCAACACAGCUCUGCUAAUUGUCACUAUCGUGGGGGCCAUGCUAGUUCUGGGGAUGGCCGUGGCCUUCUGCUGCCGCUACUUUGAUCUGCUCUGGUAUGUCAGGAUGCUGGGCCAGUGGACACAGAUGUGGCACAGGGUUCGGAAGACAACGCAACAGCUCAAGAGAAAUGCCCAGUUCCAUCUGUUUAUUUCUUACAGCGAAAAUGACUCUGCCUGGGUGAAGCAUGAAUUGAUCCCUACUCUAGAGAAAGAAGAUGGCUCUGUCUCGAUUUGCCUUCCUGAGAGAAACUUUGACCCCGGCAAGACAGUUACUGAAAAUAUCCUGAACUGCAUUGAGAAAAGCUGUAAGUCCAUAUUGGUUUUGUCUCCCAGCUUUGUCCAGAGUGAGUGGUGCCAUUAUGAACUCUACUUAGCCCACUACCCUCUCCUUGAUGAAAUUUCUCAUCACAUAAUCCUUAUCUUGUUGGAACCCGUUCCACUCUACUGCGUUCCAACGAGGUAUCCAAGGCUGAAAGCCCUCAUGGAAGAGAAAGCAUACUUGGAAUGGCCCAAGGACAGGCGUAAGUGUGGACUCUUUUGGGCAAAUCUUCGAGCUAAUAUUCAUGUCAGUUCACUAGAAACCAGGGACACGUGUGAGCCACACACAUUCACAGAGUUGAAUGAAGAGUCUCAGGGUUCUGCCCUCUCUCUGAUAAGAACAGACUACGUGUGAAGCCCCGUUCUCCCUCGGGGAAAUUGGGCCCCACGUACACUAUUGAGAUUUAAGUUGAUACCACCUUUAUGAUGACAACUUGGCAAUAUCCAUUGAAAUGAAAAAUGAUUGUUCCCUCAUGUUAAUUCCAUAGAGGUUUUCUAAGAAUGCGUCCUACAGAAACAGAGGUUUGCAAAGGUUUGCGUCAAAAGGUGUUUGUCUGCCAGUUCGAUUCCCAGUCAGGGCACAUGCCUGGGUUGCGGGCAGGUCCCCAGUUGGGGGCAAGAGAGGAAAUUGACUGAUGUUUCUCUCCCUCUCUUUCUCCCUCCCUUCUCCU
Molecule: messenger RNA, 3654 nt
Organism: Phyllostomus hastatus (greater spear-nosed bat)
Lineage: Eukaryota; Metazoa; Chordata; Mammalia; Chiroptera; Phyllostomidae
Gene: TLR10
Product: toll like receptor 10
Exons: 5
Coding region: 906-3338 (810 amino acids)
Biological process (GO): toll-like receptor signaling pathway; inflammatory response; cellular response to bacterial lipopeptide
Cellular component (GO): membrane
Molecular function (GO): transmembrane signaling receptor activity; lipopeptide binding; Toll-like receptor 2 binding
Source: RefSeq, a predicted model, not a curated record